Messenger RNA from Rubroshorea leprosula, 2140 nucleotides. The record is from the annotation of a GenBank genome assembly. Lineage: Eukaryota; Viridiplantae; Streptophyta; Magnoliopsida; Malvales; Dipterocarpaceae.
AAGUCUUCAGGAAGAUGAAGAAGUGAUGAUGAGAGCCGCAGCACUAAUGGAUAAAAUGAGAAGAGUGAAAUUUGUGCUAAUAUUAGAUGAUGUAUGGGAAAAGUUUUCUGUCAAGGAUGUUGGAAUCCCAAAAACCAACUGUGCAGAAUGGGUGCAAAGUAAUUAUCACUAGUAGAUCGACAGAAGUAUACAGUUAUUUAGAUUGUAAGAUUGUUAAAGUGCAACCUCUUUCACAAGAGGAAUCUCUAACUCUGUUCCUCAAUAAGGUUGGACGUGAUGUUUUACAAAUUUCCGGGUUGGAAGAAAUCUUGAAGCUAAUUGUGAAUGAGUGUGCUGGUUUACCACUUGCUAUUGUUGUGAUAGCAGGAAGCAUGAAAGGAGUGGAUGAUAUUAAGGUGUGGAGAAAUGCCCUGACAGAGUUACAAAAAGGUGUUAAGAGUGUGAAAGGUUCGGAAGAUGAGAUAUUUGCGCGAAAGAAAUUGAUAGAAGAUUGGAUUGAUGAAGAACUGAUUGAUGAGAUGGGAAGUAGACAAGAAGCUUAUGAUAGCGGUCAUGCUAUUUUAAAUAGUCUUCAACAUAAUUUCUUGUUAGAGGAAUGUGUUAGAAGUGAUAGAGUUAAGAUGCAUGAUGUUGUGAGAGACAUGGCUAUCAAAAACAUCGGUCCUGAACUUGGAUAUAUGGUAAAAACUGGUAUGAAAUUGAAAAAGGUACCAAAUGAGAAUGAGUGGGUAAGAGAUCUUAAGAAGGUAUCUCUAAUGGCAAAUGAAAUUUCAAAAAUUCCUAUUGGUUUGUCACCAAAGUGUCCAUUGCUGUCAACUUUGAUAUUGUCAGAAAAUCCUAAUUUAUCGGAGAUUCCAAGUUCCUUUUUUGAAGGUAUGGUCGGACUUAAGGAGGUGCAAGAGGUUAAAGCGCUUGCCUUCCUUAACAAAGCUCAGGGCAUUGAAGAAGUUGAUCUGCAUAUGGCAGGGAUAGAGGUGGUCCCUGAAGGCAUGGAGAUGUUGGUAAGUCUUGAAUAUCUUGAUUUAAAUUGUCACAAUCUGAAAGAGAUUCCAACAGGAAUAUUACCUAGCCUUUCCAGUCUCAAGUACCUGGUUGUAUAUCCAAGCCGCACAAUUACUAGAAGGAUAAAUAUAGAAGAGGUUGCUGGAUUGAGCAAUUUGGAGAGUUUGGAAUGUGCAGUGGAGGGCAUACAAGACUUCGACUAUCUUGUCAAUAAGUCCAAAGAUUUGGAAAGUCUUACAGCUUAUGAUCUUCGACUGAUAACAGGUGAAGGAGGAAUGGCAAUGUAUGAAUUCUUUACUGGCUAUGAACGUACGGUUGUAAUUAAUGGGCGUGAGAUUGGAGAAGAAGGUGUAGUGCUUCCAGAUACUCUUGAGGAUUUGUGGAUCUAUCAUUGUAAAAACAUGAAAAACAUGAGAUGCAGCUUAAACAAAAUAGUUUUGUUAGAAAAUGCAACCGAGUUGAGAAGGUGUGCUAUUUGUUCUUUAGAAGGGAUGGAGUGCGUGUUUGAGUUGGACUCAUCUUCCUCCUCAUUGUGUUGUCCAGUACCGGAUAAGCUUGAAAUGUUGGAUCUUAGCAGCUUGCUUAACUUGAGUGCACUUGUAAGAGUGGAAGGAGUAGCAACACCACCGCACAUCUUUUCCAAUCUUAAAAUUCUUCGAAUAAGUAGUUGUCCAAGAAUGAGGAAGUUGUUUCCACUUGAGCUCUGGCAUGCCUUCCAAAACUUACAGAAGAUGAAUGUUGACAACUGCGAACAAAUGGAGGAGAUAAUAGCAUCAUCAGAUUUAGAUGAUACAUCAUCCAAUAAAUUCACUUUUCCCAAGUUAAGGGAAUUGCAUUUGUCAUCUUUAGACCAAUUGAAGAGCAUCUGCAGUGGUAAAGGAGUUAUGGUUUGUGAUUCUAUUGAAGUUAUUCAACUAUUUAAAUGUCCGAAGUUAAAGAGGAUCCCUUUACAACUUCCUCUGCUUGGUAAUGGUCAACCAUCUCCUCCUCCUCGUCUCAGAAGAAUGAUGAAAAGUCAAAAGAAUGGUGGGAAUCAGUGGUUGAGUUGGAUCAUCCUAACGCUAAAAACAUAUUGCAACCUUUCUUGAAAUUUAUUACACAUCGUGAAUGGAGCUACCCAUAAAAAAGUCACGUGCGA